AUGGCCGAUAUAUCCCAAGGUAAUCGCCUGGAAGGCAAGGUUGCCGUGGUGACAGGGGCCGGCAGCGGCUUCGGCGCGGCUAUCGCCAAGCUCUUUGCUGCCCAGGGGGGGCAGGUCGUGGUGGCCGACAUCAACGUCCAAGGCGGAGAGGCCGUGGCAUCGGCGGAGCCGUCACGGAUGCAUUUUUUGAAGCUGGACGUGACCUCUCUGGAAGACUGGAAGGCCGCCCUUGACUUUGUCAACUCUAAAUGGGGACACGUCGACGUGCUGGUCAACAACGCGGGGACCAGCUACCGCAACAAGCCCACGCUCGAGGUAACGCAGUCGGAAUUCGACCGAUGUAUCAAUGUCAAUGUUGCUAGCAUCUAUCACAGCGUCAAUGUCUUCGUGCCCAAAUUUAUCGAACAAAAGACCGGUGCCUCUGUCAUUAACGUGUCGAGCAUCGGCAGCGAAAGGCCCCGGCCUGGUCUGGUGUGGUACAACGCCAGCAAGGGGGCCGUCAGCAACGCGACCAAGGGACUGGCAGCGGAAUUCGGACAACAUAACAUUCGCUUCAAUAAUCUGUGCCCGCUGCUUUCGGGGACGGGCCUGUUUGAGACUUUUGUAGGUGUUCCCGACACGCCUGAAAAUCGGCAGAAGUUUAUUGGCAACGUACCGCUAGGCCGUCUGACCGACCCCAACGACGUGGCCUACGCCGCCCUGUACUUGGCCAGUGACGAGGGGGCCUUCAUUACGGGUGUCAGCCUCGAGGUGGACGGUGGCCGAGCCAUUUAA
This is a messenger RNA of Exophiala aquamarina CBS 119918, 774 nucleotides long. RefSeq lists its product as uncharacterized. The record is from RefSeq and is a predicted model, not a curated record. NCBI's taxonomy places the organism in Eukaryota, Fungi, Ascomycota, Eurotiomycetes, Chaetothyriales, Herpotrichiellaceae. Bases 1 to 774 code for a protein of 257 amino acids. The transcript is spliced from 2 exons.